This is a messenger RNA of Closterium sp. NIES-65, 483 nucleotides long. Lineage: Eukaryota; Viridiplantae; Streptophyta; Zygnematophyceae; Desmidiales; Closteriaceae. The record is from the annotation of a GenBank genome assembly.
AUGAACGUGGACGUGGACGUGGACGUGGACAUGGACGUGGACGUGGACGUGGACAUGGAGGUGGACGAGGAUGUGGACAUGGACGUGGACGAGGACGUGGACAUGGACGUGGACGUGGAUGUGGACGUGGACAUGGACAUGGACGUGGACGUGGACGUCGACAUGGACGUGGACGUGGAGGUGGAUGUAGACGAGGACGUGGACGUGGACGUGGACGUGGACGUAGACAUCGACUUGGACGUGGACAGGGACGUGGACGUGGACGUGGACGUCGACAUGGACGUGGACGUGGACAUGGACGUGGACGUGGACAGGGACGUGGACGUGGACGUGGACGUCGACAUGGACGUGGACGUGGAGGUCGACGUGGACGUGGACGUGGACGUGGACGUGGACAUGGACGUGGACGUGGACGUGGAUGUGGACGUGGACGUGGUCAUUGACGUGGACGUGGACAUGGACGUGGACGUGGACGUGACUUGA